Trypanosoma conorhini is the source of this 1434-nucleotide messenger RNA. RefSeq names its product tRNA guanosine-2-O-methyltransferase TRM13. The record is from RefSeq and is a predicted model, not a curated record. NCBI's taxonomy places the organism in Eukaryota, Euglenozoa, Kinetoplastea, Trypanosomatida, Trypanosomatidae. The coding region runs from base 1 to 1434 and encodes 477 amino acids. The transcript has a single exon. Gene Ontology annotation, biological process: tRNA methylation.
AUGCGGCGCAGUCUCCGCGCCUGCGCGCACGCGUCGUCGAGGUGCCGGCAGAAGCAGUACCAUGGCACACGUGCUGCUGCCCAACUUGUCGCGCCGCUGCUGACGGAUGCUCUCGACGCGGUUUCCUCCUCGUCGGUAGACGCGCGGCGCGCGGCGCUGGCGUCGGCGCUGGUGGGUGUUCCACCGUCCCUGGCGCAUGAGGGCCCCCUCGCCUGCGGCCACCUGAGCGCCCUCACGGGCCUCCGUGAGGGGGAGCUGCGGCGCGUGCUGUCGGCAACCCUCGCCGAGGCACUGGAGGCGCCGCCGACCGUCCACGUGGCGGCGAUGUGGCCUCCCUCCUUGCAGGAGACGUACGUGCGGGAGUUGCUGCGUGCACGCGCGGCGGAGACACGGCAGCCGUUUCCCCGCCGGUUCGAGGCGGGACUGACUGCCCGUUACGUCUUUGCUGGGAGCCCGGUGGAGGCGUGCGUGUCCGGCUGUGGCGAAUGCGCAACUGGCGAGGGGAGGGCGCUGGAGCCGGCGCAGGCGGGGCGCUGGCGACAACUGAUUGACACCUACACCUUGCUGUUGCCGGACCGCUCCCCGCUGCACGAGUUGGAGAACUUGCCGCAGGAGAUUGGCAUUGGUGAGUUGCUGUCCUCGCUGUGCAGCGAGGAGCAGGGCGAGGUUGAAGCAAUCAUCGACGUCGGCGGCGGCAACGGAUUCCUCGCGGCCCAGCUGGCGGAAGUAUUGCGCUGCGAAGCACUCGUCGUGGACCCCUUCACCCCGAAGCACGCCAUUGACAACGACAGUUUUCCGCACUGGGGGGAGCUGGCGAGGCAGCGGCCGCGUGUUCCGCGUCGACAGCCGCUGCGCCGCAUCCCUCGACGCCUCACGGAGGUGGACUGGGUGGCCACGCCGCUGGAUUUUAGCCGCUGCGCCAUGAUUGCGAAACACCUCUGCGGGACUGCCAUCGACACCUGCGUGCGACACCUGCGGGCCGUUGAGAGGCUGCCUCGUGUCAUGGUGCUUGUUCCCUGCUGCUUCAACAAGGGCUGCUUUGCGGAUUACUGCAACCCCGACUACCUCCACCGCGUCGCCGGUGUGACGACAGAGGCCGCCUGGAGCCGCUGGACGCGACUCACCGACUGGAAUCGCUCAAGCUACCAGCAGGCUGCCGCCACGCAUCGCACGCCAUGCUGCGGUGAGAUGGCGGAGGAGCAGCAGCGGCACCCAAAGCGGAGGAAAAAGCUGCAUCACUUUUUGCCCUGUAUGGACGACGUUGCCUCCGUGGCAGAGGCGGUCAUCAAUCAGGGACGUGUGCUUCGGCUAAGAGAGUUGGGGUACCACGCCGCCACGGUUGAGUACGUUCCUCGCUGCGUCACACCAAAAAAUCGCGCUAUUGUUGCCGUUCGUGACGUUAAAUUCCCGCCCCGACUACACAGCGGCGUGUAA